AUGGAUCUUUCUUUCACUCUCUCCGUUCUGAGCGAAUGCUCUACGUCAACUUGGGCAUCGCAACUCGGACUGAACUGGGUUGGAACUGGGGCUGCGCCUGGGGUCCUCCCUGGACAGAGUGAUCGGUCUCUCAUUACUGGAGCCACGGCGCUUGCCAGGGCUACCUGGACCACUGUCACUGACACUACGUGCAAGGAUGAAGGAUCCCGGGGAGGGCACCUAGGCAGGCGGGAGCGAUUGCUCGGUGCCAUGCUCCAGCAGUAUGUUCUUGUUGUGUACCCACAGGGCAACGCACCGCAACAUCCGCUUGAUGCGACGGGGGAAAAGAACGCACACAAGGUCGAUUCCGAGAUUCAACCCAAGAUUGAUGGAAUCAUGGCUAUCAUAUUGAUAUAUAAAUGGGACAGUCUCACCAUUGGCUAG
This is a messenger RNA of Fusarium venenatum, 423 nucleotides long. NCBI's taxonomy places the organism in Eukaryota, Fungi, Ascomycota, Sordariomycetes, Hypocreales, Nectriaceae. The record is from RefSeq and is a predicted model, not a curated record.